Messenger RNA from Pseudophryne corroboree (corroboree frog), 2479 nucleotides. RefSeq names its product solute carrier family 25 member 42 (gene SLC25A42). NCBI's taxonomy places the organism in Eukaryota, Metazoa, Chordata, Amphibia, Anura, Myobatrachidae. Bases 165 to 1148 code for a protein of 327 amino acids. Gene Ontology annotation, biological process: transmembrane transport. Gene Ontology annotation, cellular component: mitochondrial inner membrane. The record is from RefSeq and is a predicted model, not a curated record. The transcript has 8 exons.
CAGCCCUAGCUAACUACGCUGCUGCUCUGUUAUACAGUGGUACGGUGGCCUGGAGUGAGCGGGCUGUGUGGAACGGGUAACCGGGCACCUCCUGGGCGCGCGCACACACAUAGAGUAGGAGUCGUGAAAAAGUUGUUUUUUUUAAUUUGGAGAAGAAACGUGGUAUGGAGAAUGGUAUUAAGGAAAACCAAGUGGGUCUGAACAAGAAUGGCGCACACACUGUACUGCCCUCUGCUGUGGUGUCAGAGGGGAAUAAAAAUCACAAAGGAGUUCUCAACUCCUUGAUGUCCGGAGCUCUGGCUGGAGCUGUGGCCAAGACAGCGGUUGCGCCACUGGAUAGAACCAAAAUCAUAUUCCAAGUGUCUUCAAACAGGUUUUCUGCUAAGGAAGCCUACAAAUUAAUCUACCGCACCUACCUUAACAAUGGAUUCUUAAGUCUAUGGAGAGGCAAUUCUGCCACUAUGGUGCGAGUCAUCCCUUAUGCUGCCAUACAGUUUUGUGCUCAUGAGCAAUACAAAAAGCUACUUGGCAGCUAUUAUGGCUUCCAAGGAAAUGCUUUGACUCCCAUUCCUCGCCUCCUUGCAGGAUCACUCGCAGGUACAACAGCUGCCAUGCUGACUUAUCCUCUGGAUCUUGUUCGUGCACGUAUGGCUGUAACACCAAAAGAGAUGUAUAGUAACAUCAUCCAUGUCUUCAUCCGUAUGUCCAGAGAAGAGGGUCUGAAGACACUGUAUCGAGGCUUCACUCCCACAAUUCUAGGAGUCAUUCCCUAUGCAGGAAUCAGUUUCUUCACCUAUGAGACACUAAAGAAAUUGCAUGCGGAGCACAGUGGCAGGACAGAACCAUACCCUUUUGAACGACUGCUGUUUGGGGCCUGUGCUGGACUCCUGGGUCAGUCAUCCUCUUACCCUCUGGAUGUGGUGAGGCGGCGCAUGCAGACUGCUGGGGUAACUGGACACACGUACAGCUCCAUACUUGGCACCAUGCGGGAAGUGGUGGCAGAAGAGGGUUUCAUUCGUGGAUUGUAUAAAGGGCUCAGUAUGAACUGGGUGAAGGGUCCAGUGGCAGUUGGCAUCAGCUUUACUACCUUUGAUCUAACACAGAUCCUUCUGAAGAAGCUCCAACGAGUUACCAACAUCCAGCGGUAGAAUGCAUGGUUACUUGAACCCUUGUGCUAUUUUAGGGAUGUGUUAAAACAACAAAUCCUCCUGGUCAUUGAGAAGGAACAAAGGUGGUUUUGCAUUGUUCUGUAAAAAAUUUGAUUGGUGCUAGUUUAGUUAGCCAAUAUAAAAUGGCUAUGACAUAAUGUGUUUAGUUACAAUUGCCAAAAAAGGUGAUAAAAUAUCCAGUGUUGGAAUAGGGGUCGGUGGUGGUACCUGAGCGGAAAACUUUCCCCAUCCUCCUUCAUACUGAGCUGCUAGUACCACACCAGGACUUCCUUUGUGAACCAGACCUGCCUCAUCAGAGACAUUUCAUGUUCCCUAUCUCUGUCUAAAAACCACCUUUUGCUUCUUGUACACUGGUGGUCCAAGUGUCCUACAGGAGGCUUAUCACAGUCCUAAGGGAGUGUACACACGGUGAGAUAUUUUCUUGAGAUUUUGACUAUAUAGUCAAAAUCUCAAGAAAAGUUAGUGCAGAUCGCAAGGUGAAAGUCACCUUGCGAUCCUGAUGCGCGGUCCCGCCAGGUCAGCAUCGCAAGAAAAGAUAGACUGUGCAGGCAAGUCAAUCCUUGCUAGAUCGGUGUACUAUCUAGUUCAUCUCACAUGUCAAUGACAUCUCACAUUAGCCAAAAUCUCACAUAAGCCAAAAUCGUAAGCACACAUAGUCCAUAUCUCAAGAAAAGUUAGUCAAAAUCUGUGCUAUCUGGGCUCCGGGGAGUUCAAGGGAAAUCGCAAGUAAAAAUCGGGCAUAGCAAGGAUCUCACCGUGUGUACACACCCUAACUUUCAAUUUUGCUUCUGCAAACAAAUAUUUAGAGGAUCAACUUAGGAUAGCACAAACCAAAUGAAAUGUCCUAAAGUUUAGGUCCGCUUUUGAAGCUAUUUUAUGCCAAUGAGUACAAAAAUACAAUCUUGCCCUUUUCAGCAGCAGAAUAACUUGAAGUGCCAUUAUUUGUGUCUAUGGAAACAUUUAUGAUUGCACAUAUUUGUGAGUUUUCUUCUUGUUUAUAAGUAUUAUGCUUGUGUGUAAUCAGCUUAUGUGUACAGGUAUACACAAACAUAUUUCUAUAUGUGCCUGUGUGUGCACACAGAUAAGAAUGCCAGUGUUAACAACCUCUAACUGAGUAACAAUUCCUAUUACUUACAAGGAAUGAAAUCAAGAAAAAUGCAAAAUAAAGUAUGUAUGUAUACAUAAAACUCCCCCGAACAAAGCACACUGACCUACGCUGUCACCAACAGGUAGUACGCAAUUUUGCACAAGACAUAAAACACCUUUGCUGCUGGAAGAGUUUUUUUUUUUUUUUUUUUAUAUAUAUAUAU